Molecule: messenger RNA, 3345 nt
Organism: Larimichthys crocea (large yellow croaker)
Lineage: Eukaryota; Metazoa; Chordata; Actinopteri; Sciaenidae
Gene: neff1
Product: neuronal intermediate filament family member 1
Exons: 4
Coding region: 134-1669 (511 amino acids)
Biological process (GO): intermediate filament organization
Cellular component (GO): cytoplasm; intermediate filament
Molecular function (GO): structural constituent of cytoskeleton
Source: RefSeq, a predicted model, not a curated record
AGGCAUCACUCGCAUCUCACUUUCUCUCUCUCACACACACACUCACCCUCACACACUCCUAAACUCCACACACUCUCUCUCUCUCUUUCUCGUACAGAGCAGUGGGACCGGACACCAACGAGGUAAAGGAAACAUGAGUUACUCCAGCGAGAUUUACAGCAGCAGCUCCUAUCGGAAGAUCUUCGGAGAUGCCCCCCGGUCCGGCCGUGUGGGUCUGGGCAGCAGCAGCAGCCCGUCCCGCCUGCAGUCUGCGGGAUACCGCAGCAGCCACCGCACCUAUGGUGCCCCCUCCGUGAUGUCCUCCAACUACCGCAGGACAGCUGCUCCCGGCCGCGUCUUCUCCUCCAUGCAGGACUCCAUGAUGGACCUGACCCAGUCCACCGCGGUGACCAACGAGCUCAAGAUCAUCCGCACCAACGAGAAGGAGCAGCUGCAGGGCCUCAACGACCGCUUCGUGUCUUUCAUUGAGAAAGUGCACAACCUGGAGCAGCAGAACAAAGUCCUGGAGGCAGAGGUCACGAUGCUGCGGCAGCGCAACAACGAGCCCUCUCGCCUGCACGAGCUGUACGAGCAGGAGAUCCGCGAGCUGCGGGCGCGCGUGGAGGAGCUGACGCACGAGAAGAGCCAGAUGCACCUGGACUGCGUGCAGAUGAGCGACACGCUGGAGCGCGUGAGGGAGAAGCUGGAGGAGGAGACCAAGCUGCGGGAGGAGGCGGAGAACACCCUCAAGAACCACCGGAAGGACGUGGACGACGCCACCCUGGCGCGCCUGGAGCUGGAGAAGAAAGUUGAGUCGCUGCUGGACGAGAUCGCCUUCCUCAGGAAAGUUCAUGAGGAGGAGCUGCAGGAGCUGCAGGCGUCUCUGCAGGCCACACAGGUGUCUGUGGAGAUGGACAUGAGCAAACCGGACCUGACUGCGGCCCUUAAGGACAUCCGGGCUCAGUAUGAGAACCUCUCCGCCAGGAACCAAGUCCAGGCAGAGGACUGGUACCGCUCCAAGUUUGCCAGCGUGACUGAGGCAGCUGCCCGCAACCAGGAUGCCGUCAAGCACUCAAAGGAGGAGCUGAGCGAGUACCGCAGGCAGGUGCAGGCCCGCACCCUGGAGAUCGAGGCCCUCAGGGGCCACAAUGAGGCUCUGGAGAGGCAGAUUGCAGAGAUGGAGGAUCGCCAUAACAAUGAAAUCGGAGAGAUGCAGGAUACCAUUCAGCAGCUGGAGGGUGCCCUGCGCAGCACCAAAGGAGAAAUGUCCCGUCACCUGCGUGAAUACCAGGACCUCCUGAAUGUCAAGAUGGCUCUGGACAUUGAGAUUGCUGCCUACAGGAAGCUGCUGGAAGGUGAGGAGUGCCGCCUCAGCUCUGUAGGUGGAGCCAUGGUCCAUUCCGGCUACUCCUACAUGUCUUCCCGCGCCUACACCCUCGGAGCCUAUAGGAAGUUCGGAGCCAAGCCCGAGGAGGAGGAGGAGGAAGCGGAGGAAGAAGAGGAGGAGGGAGAGGAGAACGAGGAGGAGGGCGAUGACGGAGAAGAAGGAGAGGAGGGAGAGGAGGGAGAUGACCAAGAAGAGGGUGAAGGAGAGGAAGAGGAAGAGGAGGAGGAAGAGGAGAAGCCGAAAGAAAAGGAGGAGAAGGAGAAGAAGAAGGAGAGCCCCACCGGCAAGAAUAGCAAGAGCUAAACUGCUUGUGUCAUCAUCAUCAUUUUCAUCAUCAUCAAUAACACAUUCCUCGUCCCACAAAUCACUUAUAUGGAUCUGGUCCCUGUUCACAUCAUCACUGUCACACACAGUUCUGCACACUCCAAAUGCCUUUCACACCUUCUGUGUUAUUCUGUCUCUGUUUGCACUGUAAUUCAAGUGUAAUAGUACAAACUUUAUCAGAUGGAGAAGGAGCUAGAAGGUACUAGACGUAUUACAAUGGCAGAUGAGUUUAAAUCAUUUACAUACUCUGCAGUGGAGGUCAUGAUUUUACAUCACAAAACUGCAGAGAGACAUGCAGAACGCAAGCAUGAUGUCACAAAAUUUCCUAAGCUUGAAAUAGGGAAUGAUUUUUCCUCACCUCAGCAUCAGUAAAUGUGCCAUUGAUGAUCAAUAUUCACAGUAAGAGCAAUCAAAACCUUGAAAGUAACAAUACUGUCAGCACAUAGACUUUAAGAUAAACGCACAGAUCUUGGAGCAUGAGUAACAGCCAGUCCAACUUUUACGGUGCUAUUUGAUUUUUACAUAUAAAAGUUGGGGAGUACUGUAAGUAAAAGAUUUUAUCAUAGACCGAAUCUCUACCAGCUCAUUCCUCAAUGUGGGCUUGUUACACAGGAGCGUUUGAACUGUGAGUGCAACCCCACAUUUCCCACAGCAGGUGAAUGCUUUCCACUCCCCAUUCCUUUUUUUCUGCUCCUUUACAUUACUUUCCACUGAGUUCUGCAUCUCAUCCCAACACAACGAAAUGAAAUGUACCACUCACCGUUCAAGCCCUUUUCCAUCCUCUUUAAUUCACAGCAGUGUCACAGCACGGCAAUAAUGGUAACUCAGAGCUCAACUGUAUAUACUAAUGUGUUGGAGGGUGGGUGGUAUUUUCAGUUGCUUGAAAGGAGGAGUGCUGCAGCUUCUCAAUGAGGAUGUGCAUCUUUGGGAAUGAAAAAUAUAGUUUAAAUUGCCGCUAUAUAUAUAUAUUUUUGGGAAUAUGAAUAAUCCCCCCUUCGAUUGAUUCAUUUGUCAAUGAAUAUAUCAGCCAUCUCACCUGUCAGAGUUUAAUACUUAUCUGCAAGUCUACUUUUUUUCUUUCUCUUCAUACAAAUGUAGUGGUGCUUUUGUUUAAUUUUGCUGGAUAAAGGAAACAAGAUGGAGGUGAGUGUGGCUGUCGGUGUCAGGCAGCUGAUGAUGACACUGACGGCCCUCAGCUCAGACUGUAAGUGGCAGAUGGGGCAGAUGCCUCAGGGGUCAUGGCUAUAUGGUACGGAGUUGCAUAUAAGGGCUAUUUUCACCAUAACCCCUUCUAUCACUUUGCCCUGACCGGUUUAAUUUCACUGUUGGUCAUUUUUUCAUCCCCUGGGCUUUUCUUUUUGACAAAUGAAUCAACCAAUGGGCAUGAAUGCAUGGCCUGACUCUUGGAGCUUGACUAUUUUCUGGAUGGGAUAGAUUUUUGCUUGUUGUGUGUUCAAUUAAAAAACUUGCCUUAACCAUGACUGAAAGUUAAAAUAAAAUAAAACAUAUUUUCACUUGCAUCUCACUUGUUCCUGGGGAGGCUGAGGAGUGCUUACACUUUCCAGCCCUCUGCUAUACAACUGUGACUGUACGUGCUGCUAUCUCAUGCAGUGAUAUUCUUCUCAAAGCCAAAUAAAGACAUUUAUUAACCAAAA